Messenger RNA from Ilyonectria robusta, 150 nucleotides. RefSeq lists its product as uncharacterized. The transcript has a single exon. The annotation marks the transcript as partial. NCBI's taxonomy places the organism in Eukaryota, Fungi, Ascomycota, Sordariomycetes, Hypocreales, Nectriaceae. The record is from RefSeq and is a predicted model, not a curated record.
AUAGUUAACCUAUUUGCAGAUUGGGAAAACUUUAAAAUAGCCCUUAAAAACAUAUUUGGAAUAGUUAACGAAGAAAGGCAGGCAGCCGUAAAGAUUCAUAUACUCAAGCAAAUCCACUCUGCUGCUGCCUAUACUAUUAUACUCCGAUGA